GAUUCAACAUUGCAUAGAGAACGCCAGCAAGAGAACAAACCCAGCAUGAAACACUAUAGACUGCAGGGGAGGAAGAAAUGCAUUUAAAGCAACGAUAAAAAUGGCGUGCAGAAUAAUUACCUCAAAUUGCUAUUCGCUUGACACCCUGACACUGAUUCUGUUCAAGCCGUUGGGAAAUACAGUAAGGCAAACGCACCUUCCUCGCCUGCUUGUGCAGGUGUGAGUGUGUGUGAACGGGGGCAAUAGGGAACUGGUUGGGAGGAGGGAAAUGCUAAACUUUCCAUCUUAAAAGAAAAGAAAUAAAUUAAAUAGUCCAUUUAGGAGAAAGCAUCUAAAUAGAUCGACAGUUUUUAAUGCCAACGUUUUUAACGCUUGCCCUGUACGUGGAUUGAUUUUUUUUUUCUCCAGCAUUCCCUCAGCAGAUGGAUUUUUGCCACUGCAGCUCAGCAGAGGGUGUCAGAUCUUUCAGAGUGCACCAGGUUGAAACGAGCAGAGCCUCUUAGCAACUCUCCCUCUGCGUGCAUGUGAGUGUGUGCGAGCGUGCGACUCGGCAGCAGCGGAAGAAAAAGGAAAGAAGAGCGAGCGAGCGAGGAGGGGAGGCAGCGCGGCCAGCAGGGCGAGGCGAGGCGAAGCGCGGCGAGGCGCGGCGCGGUGCGGUGCGGUGCGGUGCGGUGCGGGCGGCCCCGGCCCAGCGGCCAGGCUCCGGCCGCCGGCCGGCAUGGGCAGCCGCGCAGCGCGGCGGGGGCAGGAGCCGCGCAGCGCCGGCGGCUGGGCGGCCAGCGCUUAAGGCUGGGGCCAAGGCGCUUUCAGCACCGGGGGCGCUGGACAGCGCCCGGCGGGCGGCGGGCGAGGAGCGCGGCUCCGCGGGCGGCUCCGCGGCAAGGUCAGUCCGGCGCGGAGCCGCGCACGGCGGCAGCCUCCGCGGGCAGCGCCGCGCUCUCCGCCCGCGCCUCUCUAACAUGCAGCGGCGGCCAGUGGCUAGCAGCACCGUUCCCGUGCCGGUGAGCCAGCCCGGCCGGCAGACCUCCACUUAGCCGCCCGGGAGGCGACAGGGAGGGGGAUCGAGGAGGGGGAUUGUUUUUUGGUAUUUUUUUUUUCCUUCUACUUUUUUUUUUUUUUUUUUUUUUUUUUGCGUGCCUUGCAGUACGUGCCUGGAGAGUUUGUGGAUAUAAUUAUUGACUGGAAUCUGGGCUGUUGCAGUUGUAUGUGGGGGGGGGAGAGAGGGAGAGAGGAGAAAAGAAAAGAGUCCCCCCCCUCCGCAGACCCUCCCUGCUCCCCCUCCCCACAUUUUUUUUUCUCCCCCUUUGGUGGUGGUUCGGACAUUUCAUGUAUUGAAUGAACUGGAAUUGCUUUCCGUGUGAGGAGGAUGGUUGCUGUUACUUUGUGAUGAGAUUGGGAAUGAAUUGCUCGGUUUAAAAAUGCUGCUUUGGAUUCUGUUGCUGGAGACGUCUCUUUGUUUUGCUGCUGGAAACGUUACAGGGGACGUUUGCAAAGAGAAGAUCUGUGCCUGCAACGAGAUAGAAGGGGAUUUGCACGUAGACUGUGAGAAAAAGGGAUUUACCAGCCUGCAACAUUUCACCGCCCCAACUUCCCAGUUUUACCAUUUAUUCCUGCAUGGCAAUUCCCUGACUCGACUUUUCCCUAAUGAGUUUGCUAACUUUUACAAUGCAGUCAGUUUGCACAUGGAAAACAACGGUUUGCAUGAGAUUGUUCCUGGGGCUUUCCUUGGGCUGCAGCUGGUGAAACGCUUGCACAUAAACAACAACAAGAUCAAAUCGUUCAGGAAGCAGACUUUCCUGGGGCUGGACGAUCUGGAAUACCUCCAGGCAGAUUUUAAUCUAUUGCGGGAUAUUGACCCGGGAGCAUUUAGGGACUUAAACAAGCUAGAGGUGCUGAUUUUAAAUGACAAUCUCAUCAGCACCUUGCCCCCCAACGUGUUUCAGUAUGUGCCGAUCACCCACCUCGACCUCCGGGGAAACCGUCUUAAAACCUUGCCUUACGAGGAGGUCUUGGAGCAGAUCCCAGGCAUUGCUGAAAUCCUGCUAGAGGAUAACCCCUGGGACUGCACUUGCGAUCUGCUGUCGUUGAAGGAAUGGCUGGAAAACAUACCCAAAAAUGCUUUGAUCGGCAGAGUGAUUUGUGAGGCUCCCACUAGGUUGCAGGGCAAAGAUUUAAAUGAGACCACAGAGCAAGAGCUGUGCAAAAAGAACAGAGUGGAUUCUAGCCUAGCUGCUCCCCCUGCCGAAGAAGAAACCUGUGAUCCUGGUCCCAUUCCAACCCCUUUUAAAAUACAUGGCAAAGAAGACCCUGCCACACCAGGAUCUGGUCCAAACGGAGGUACAAAGAUUCCCGUCAACUGGCAAAUCAAGACCAGACCCACUGCUGCCGUGUCGACAGUUAGUGCCAAGAGCAAGCUACCGGCUACCGUGUCCUGCCCGCAGAUCUGCAGCUGUGAUCAGAUCCCUGGCUCAGGUUUAAAGGUUAAUUGCAAUGACAGGAAUGUGAGCAGCUUGGUGGAUUUGAAGCCCAAGCCAUCCAAUGUGCAGGAGCUGUUUCUUAGAGACAACAAAAUACACACCAUCAGGAAAUCCCACUUUCUGGAUUACCGGAAACUUAAUUUACUUGACCUGGGCAACAACAACAUCGCCACCGUUGAGAACAACACCUUCAAGAACCUUUUUGAUCUCCGAUGGCUCUACAUGGAUAGUAACUACUUAGACACCCUGUCCCGGGAGAAAUUUGCUGGGCUGCAAAACCUGGAGUAUCUGAAUGUGGAGUUUAAUGGGAUCCAGCUGAUCAUGCCCGGCACCUUCAAUGUGAUGCCCAAACUGAGAGUCCUCAUCCUCAACAACAACCUACUGAGGUCUCUCCCAGUGGACGUGUUUGCUGGAGUCUCGCUUUCCAAGCUGAGCAUACACAACAAUUAUUUCAUGUACCUCCCAGUGGUGGGGGUGCUGGACCAGCUCACCUCCAUCACCCAGAUCGACCUGCACGGCAACCCGUGGGACUGUACUUGCCCUAUCGUGCCUUUCAAACAGUGGGCGGAGAUGCUGCGCCCCAAGGUGAUUAUGAGCGACCUGAGGUGUGAGUCCCCUGAAGAUUUCUUCAAAGAGGAUUUUGAGUCUCUCUCCAACGACGUGAUUUGCCCUCAGUUAAAAAUUUCACCCACAUUAACUUCUCCUAACAAAACCAGCACCGGGUUGACAGAGACAGGUACUCACUCCAACUCCUACUUGGAGACCAGCCGGGUCUCUAUUUCGGUGCUGGUGCCAGGGCUCCUGCUGGUUUUUGUGACCUCUGCCUUCACGGUGGUUGGCAUGCUGGUGUUCAUCCUGAGGAACAGAAAGCGGUCCAAGAGGAGGGACGCCAACUCCUCUGCAUCUGAAAUCAACUCCUUGCAGACGGUCUGCGACUCGUCCUACUGGCACAACGGGCCCUACAGCGCCGACGGGGCCCACAGGGUUUACGACUGCGGCUCUCACUCCCUGUCGGACUGAGGCGGCGGGCGGGAGGGACGGGGGACGGCUGCCACCCGGGACCGGCCCUCCGCCCUCCGGCCGGUGGGGCGGCAAAUGACGGCCGGGGAUGGCUCUGCACCUCGGCUACCUUUCGUGAGAAACAAAACGCACGCACGCACGACUCACGACUCCACAGCGAGCACCGAGGCCCGGUGGGCGGCGGGGGGGAGCCCGGUGCCGGGGCGCAUCCUCCCGUGCGCUGCCGGGGCUGCAACAGACAAGCGAGGACCCGCUUCCUUCGGCUCCGGUGGGGCGAAACACGGCUCCUGGUUUUGUUGGGCUUUUGUUCUAUUGUGUUGGGGUUUGUUUUGCUUUUUUGCCCUCCUCCCUUGCGGACCGACCCUUGUCCGAGAGGCCGGGAAGAGGAGGGGGGCGGAGGAAAGGCUGGUGUCGGCCUCCUCCUGACGGCAAAGCAGGAGUGGAAAGUUGCACGAAGGCAUGAAUGUAAUGUAAAUAAAUGACUCCGAAACAAACAGACAAAUGGACAAAAAAAAAAAAAAAAAAAGUGCUGCAUGGCUCGCAUGGAUACAACGCACCCCAGGGACGCUCCAGCCCCCGACUGGAAGCAGCGUCUAGUUCACACCAUCAUCCCUCUUACCUGAUAAGUCCCUUCGUAUCAAACCUUCUAUAUAAGAAAUACAGUAUGAUAAUAAAAAGUGCCAUUUCGCCAUUUUUGUGUGAUCAAUAGGCAGUAGAGAUCGUACUUUUACCGUGGAAAAAAUUGUAAAGGUUUUAUUUAAGACAUAGUUGCAUGAAUAUUCUCACUGGAUUUUUUUUUUUUUUUUUUUUGAGGCGGGAAUUAUUUUGCUGGGAGAUAUUUGCUUUGUUGAUGGUGGGUUGUGUUUUGUUUUUGGGGUUUUUUUUUCUUUCUUUUUGGGGGGUGGGUGAUGGUUUUCUUUUCUCUCUGUUCUUUUUCAAUAUACAUAUUCAGUAUUGCCUUUCCAUCUGAAUGUAAAAAUCAGUACCCUUGAUUUCUAUUAUGGUAACAGUGUAAACAUACAAAAAAAAAAAAAUCCAAGGCAGUUAAGCAUGACCAAUUAAUGUCACUCUAGUGCUUAGGCUGCAAAGUUUAAUGGUAGAAAAUUCUGUGCUGUUGUAAAUCUUACUAUAACUUGAGGAAACCAGACCUGAGGAAGCAAGUGAAACUUACUAAUUCUAUUCGAGGAUUUUAUAAUGGCAUAUUUUUUCAGUAUUAAAGUGAAAAUGUUUUCAACUCCGGGUCCUUACCAUUUUUCCAGCAUCAGUUCUUGCAAGUGGGUUAUUUGGGUUUAGGGGACAGAGCCUCCUUUCAGUGCUCUCUGUGUGUGUUUCUCUCUCUCUCUCCCCCUCUCCCUCCUUCCCUCCCUUCCUCCGUCCCUUCCUCUCUCUCAUUCAUUCACACGCAGAGGCACAAACACCCUUCCCUCACUCCUUCCCCAA
This is a messenger RNA of Chroicocephalus ridibundus (black-headed gull), 4937 nucleotides long. RefSeq names its product SLIT and NTRK like family member 1 (gene SLITRK1). The coding region runs from base 1419 to 3497 and encodes 692 amino acids. Gene Ontology annotation, molecular function: protein binding. The record is from RefSeq and is a predicted model, not a curated record. The transcript has a single exon. NCBI's taxonomy places the organism in Eukaryota, Metazoa, Chordata, Aves, Charadriiformes, Laridae. Gene Ontology annotation, biological process: positive regulation of synapse assembly; axonogenesis; regulation of presynapse assembly. Gene Ontology annotation, cellular component: glutamatergic synapse; GABA-ergic synapse; postsynaptic density membrane.